Molecule: messenger RNA, 8778 nt
Organism: Amoebophrya sp. A120
Lineage: Eukaryota; Dinophyceae; Syndiniales; Amoebophryaceae
Source: the annotation of a GenBank genome assembly
AGGUUUGAGGUGUCGGGAAGAAUUCUUCUUUAUCUUCAUAGCAAGAAGAACCGUUCGCGUAACACUAACAUUAGAAACCUUGUUUGAGGGACAGUUCUGAAGUGCGUGAUCGUCGCUUCGCGACUUGGGAACUACGCCCAACAAGCGCAACUGGUACGUAAAAUGAAAUGAUCAGAUACGCGCACUCGAUUCGGUUCAUCAGAAAAUGACAUACGAAUCUGGCGGCACGAUGUCAUCGACGUUGCUCGUCUGUACUUGGAGCAGGCGGUGCGGUUGCAGCUGCGCCUUCCUUCUGUUCUCCACGUGGCGGGUGCUGCUGGGCUUCGUUUCCGCGGAAGAUGACGAAGCAGGAUUUGAAAGGCAGAUGGGCACGACUUCAUCCGGCGGGGAGGAAGAUGAGGUGGACGCUACAAGAAACCUGUCUUCUGCUUCGUUUUCGCAAGAAGCAGGAAAAUCUGACAGCGAGCUGCACGAGGACCACGAAGAGGUAAGAACGCACGAAAGCACGCUGACAACCGUCAGAGCCAAGCAUCCACGGACCACGACGGCGCACAAAAUAAGCAAGGGUGACACGACCUCCCUAGUCCGCGAAUACGCGGUCUCGGCAGACGGCGAUGCAGUUGCAGAGCCGACAUUCAGUGUGACGAGCAACGCGUUCUUGGCGACCGCAGACGAGGAGGAUGCAGACACGCCGGUAACAGCCGAGGACGAAGAAGAUCUAGUACCUUUGUCAAAAAUGGAGCUCCAGCCGGCUGCUGGGGGGCAAGCGCCAGGGAGCACAGCUAAAGCCAAAGCUAAAUCUAGAGCUGCAACAACCGCCGCAGCGAAAACACAGGGCAAUCAGCUGCCUGCUGCUGCCGAGAGGAACUCACCGGCGGCUAUCUCGGCGCGCUUGACAACGCACCAAGACUGGCUGAUGGAGAACGUAGCUGAUGGAGGAACAACUGCUGAAGACGCUGAACCCCCGAAAGCCGACAAGGGGGAAACGUUUCGCGGCAAGCUUGCAGAAAUGGGGAGGACCACGUGCCGCAUUUCGUCUGAUCCGCGCUGGUGGACCAAUAAGCACCCCAGCCAUCCCGACCUUCAUUUUCCUGGGGCGAAGCAGCGCCUCGACGCGAUGCUGAAACAGUUCAAGAACCUUUUCACUUCGAUGAAUCGCGAGCUCGACCCGGUUGAUAAAAAUGGCGUGGCAACCGCAACGGCAACUGCCACCCCCUUGGAUUACGACGCAGACACGAACCCGACGGCGCGAGAUUUGGUCCUGAAACGCGGGGGCCUCACCACCACAGUGCGGUUUCGACUGGCCGUUCUGGCGCACGAAACGCAGAACCAGGAGAUCGCGGCAGAAGACUACUGCGAUGCGCUGCGUGUGUUCGAAUCCUCCUUCCCGGAACAGGAUCCAGACGCGAAAAGAUCCGCGGGCCGGGCCGCGGGCGCCGGGAGGAGGACGAAGAAGAAGAAACAGAAUGUCGAGUAUUUCAUGGACGAUCCCAGCAACUAUGAGGAAGUGUUCGAUCAGCGUGAGCCAAAGUGGCUAAAUACACGCGUGCCCAUGGCUCAGGACCAGCCCUUCACCAAGUUGCGAAACAAGGCGAAGUUUGGAAUCCCCGGCAACAGCAGGCCAGCGGCCCGAGUUUACUCCCGGCGAGAUGCGAAUGGCCUGCCAACGGGGACGCCACUCUCGUCUUCUCGAAAAGCAACCGGUAGUGACCGAGCGAGCGGGGCCUCAGGUACUGACAUAAAUCAUAGACUAGUUUAUAUAAAACGCAAUACAAACAGAAACAGAUACAGAACCACGACACACAGACAGUCCCAGCCGCAACUACGUCGAUCUACAGCAAUAUAGAUUUAGAUACUGAUAUCCAUGCUGUCAGUGAUUUUUACAGAACGGAAACGCAGUAUACAGGAUAAUACUGCAAGUGAAAAAUCAGUAUGUGCGCUGACUGGUGUUGCUGAGCUUAUGUAUCCGUCUGCGUGAAAGAUGCGCCCCACGCCAUCGCGUGCUGUCUAAGGACACAAAAAAAGAAUCGAAAUACUUAAAAUUUGGAAGACGAGGACCUGUUUUUGUGCAUUUUAUUUUUUUUUAGGGUCGUUCGAUAUGGAUAAAUGAAAUGGAAAACACACACGAUGAUAAGGUCCGAGUGAUCGGCUCGUCCUGAAAUCUUUUUGGAACCUCGGCGAUAAGUUCACCGGUCUUAGCACCAAGAAGCCGGAGAACGACGAAGGACUUCGGGCGAUGGUCGACAUCGUAAUCCGGGCACAAGCACAACUGGAAGGAACCGAGUCGACGCUUUCACAAGUUCCGGAAAUCGUCGAAAUGUGGUCCGGACCGAAGGGCACCGAGCAGGUUAUCAGAGCGCACAACUCGUCUUCCCCAAACUCUAACUCAUUUAAAGAGCAUGAGCGGCAACGCAGAAAAAGAAAUGUGGCUUUCGCAUGACACAUGAUCGGCACACGGAUAAUUGUAAGUGAGUAUGUUUGUCGUUCAGUUUCUUGAAGUUCCAAAAUCUGCCACGCUGUCACAGUCAGUGCUAUAAAGGAAAGAUGCGAGCUAGCGCUUAGUAAGUACUUACUUCGUAAAUGUUGAGGAAGGGGACUUGUGCACUUUCAUCCGGGUGUUGGGCGACCUGACGGCGAGGCGCGGUACGGAUGCUGUCCUGUACGGCUGGACUCUGGUCAUGCGUUACCCGAAAAGCUACUCUCCGGGCCUCGGCAGCUAUCUGCAACCAUUAAGCGCCGUGAAGCAGACCGCCACAACGACAAGAUACACCACGUCUCAUGGCAACUUGGCACGAACCAACGACAAGGGUAUUUUUGUUUACAAUUUUUCUUUUUCACAAAAAAGAACCACACUCGCCCUCGUCACUUCCUCAGGAGUAAAAGGUCUUGCUGAGACCCUCGCACUUCUUUGCUGUGUGUAAAUACGUAUUUAAUGCCGGCAGUGCCGCUAAAGUGGCACGGCAGUUGCAAAACAGUGAGCGGUAUAGUCAAAAACAUGAGUAGUAUGUAAGUACGCGCAACGGAAUAUUUAGGCUGAGUAUCUUCUGGUGGACAUCGCGCAUUCACUGCCGAGCCAUCCCGGAACUCACUUCAUUCAUACUAUAUAGCAAGUUCUUGAACCAGGAAAACAAAACCGCUAUCGUGCAAUUCUUGCAUUUGGAUUGACAUGAUUUGAUUGUUUUUUUUUCUUGACAUGAUUAAAAGCAGCACCUUGAAAACCGUGAUCAACACAGGAAUCCGUACGACGCAGGCGGGCUUCGCGUUCGUGGUGAGCGGCAUGGAGAAAUCAGCGAAAGAGGGGCAGGUCGCCGCUGAUGAAUUUGUGAUGGCGCGUUUUGAGAAACGAUUGUCGCAGUCGUUCUGGGAGAAUGUGCGGUUGUACGGGCGCGAGCCAACGCCCAAGGAGGCUGAUUUGAUCAAGAGCCAGCGGCUUCCGUUUCGCAUGUCCUUGAUUCGUCCGGUGACCAAGGAAAUCCUGCCGCCGCUGAUUCCCUCCUUGAGGAAAGGCAGCGACCGGUCGGUGAAGAACAUGUUUCCUUUCGCCGUGCCGGUGCUCGGGCUUCCGCGCCAGCGCUACCGCAAGCUGAAGGUGCUGACCCAGUCGCACAACACCCUGGAAUCCUUAGCCCCGGUCGUGGCGGAAGUGAGUGAACCGAAGACCACCGGGAGCGCCACGACCACCGUGGCUUCCGUCUUCAUCAAGUGGCAGCGUAACUGGGUCUCCUCCCACGAAACCGGCGGCGGGGGCGUGGAAGAUUUCAGUGAGCGCCUGUGGUUGCUGGGCCGCGAGCUCUCGGGCAUGUACGAAGCGGCCCAGCGCAAGCUCCGGGAACAGACAAAGGCCGCCGAGAAAGGGUACGUUGCCGGCGCCUCACCGUUGCAUACCGUAAACUUUCCCGAGAUCGAGGAGCUGCUCGUGCUCCCGGACCCGCGCCGCGCCAGCAUCAAAAAGAUCAUGGGCGAACAACGGGUAAAGCCGGACUGCUUCGCGCAGUGCACGGCGGGAUCCCUGCGUAAAAAUCGGCGCGGAGGAGGUUCUGAACGAUCGGCGCGCGACCUGGACGAUGACUCCGGUUGCGCUUCGGAAGACGAGCAGAUGCAGUGCUUCCAGGACACCGAGAUGUCCGUUUUGGGAGAUUACCUCGCGGGCUACACCGGACUGGUGAUGCGUCGGGUGCCGGGGUUCGACGGAUCGACUUUUUGGCGCGAGCUGCUGCACACCAAAUUCACUGACUUUUCCUCCACGUCGGUUGCCACCACCGACCUUGCCGUCGGACCCGGGAGCGAUUCGAGCGUCGGCGAUCUUCUGCUGUCGCAACCCACGCUGCACAAGGUGGAGCGCGUGAUUCUGGGGCACACGGUCAGUGUCCCCAAUCGGCAGCAUCUGCUGACCCCCGCGUGCUGCGACAAACGGGCAGUUGCUGCGGCUCCGCCGGUGGAUUGCAGGUACCACCCUUGCCGGGGCGCUACGUCCCUGUACAGUUUUCGCGACCACGUGCUACCGACGCUGGUGUGGCGGGGCGUGUUUGUUCCCGCGGGGCGGGCGAUGAUGACCAUGCAGUACCUGUUCUACGGACGCGGGCAGGAAAACGAAGCGACGCUGAUCCACCAGGACGAGCGCCCGGAAAAUCUCAUGCUCUGCCCGAAGCCGACCGACGCUGGCCUCAACUUGGUUGUUGAGCACUUUGACCUCCCGUCGAAUUGUCAGCCUAUGCAGAGUAAAAUAUGUCUAGGUCUGGAAUCACGCCAGAAACCUGUGUAGUAGUUGAUACGCAUUUUAUUCGAAUUUGCUUUCGAUAAACAUCCACGCACUGACUUCUUCUACUCCCUUGCUGCAAAUUAAUCUUUAGUCAUGCAUGCAGAGGAGCAAAAGAAAAAGUGUUGUAUACCAAGAAGAUCAGGUAUAUAUUUAUCAUGUGGGAGGACGAUAGGCAUCCAUUCGAUUCGUUCGAGGAGCUUGACCUCCUCAAAAGCUGUGAUGCCAUUGCUUGCAUCCCAGGGCCUGAUCUGGAUCACGCAACAAGUAACUUACUUCCUUGCUUGGCAAGGCGCAAAAAUCGCAUGACAAGCAAUAUCUGCUCCCAGUCCCAUCCAGACUUAGACAUAAAAUUUGCAGUGGAUACUCCCCGCUUCGUCGCUUAUUUGCGACCUCUUCGAGUCCUUCUCUGGCAUGAAGGUGUUUAACCUGCUUAACCUAACCACCGAUCCGAGUGGGCGCGAAGAUCUCAACAACUACCUGCCUGCCUUGGGUCUGGAGUUGCUGCAAGAAAAGAUUUUUCCGGACCAAGUGAUCCUGCCCAAAAAUGGGGGCACCGGCGCUGCCGCGGGCUCGGUUUCGGCGGAGGGCAUCACGUGCUUUGCAAGCGGGGACCAAAUCGCGAAGUACCUGUGGGCUGUGAGCGUUGCGAAAUUGAACGAGCGCUGGCAUCAACGGAAAAACCUAAAAGCCGAGGACAAAACCAUCCACGGGGCCUACACGUACUUGACGCGGGAACUGCCCAUCGAGGACUUUGUCCGGGUGGACCUGGCCGCAAUCGAUUUCGGCGAGACCAUGGCGGUCAACCGCGGUGGCAAGGCCUCGACCAAAGGGCGCGAACGGGUCGGAACCGCCAUGCACUUUGCCCUGCAGUACGCCUGCGGACCGAACGAGUACGUGGUGGGCGACUCCGGGCGCAAGCGGCAAUUGGCGCUGUGUCAGCAAUUGUACACCGGUAACCGGUGCGACUAUUUUUCUCCCAAAAUUGUACCGGCCCGGGCGGAAAUAGCGCACCUCCUCUACCUGCUCGUGGCGCCGUGGGCCAUGCAGCAGGACGUUUUUUGGUCCAGCGUGGAGGAGAAUGGCCAGUGUACCCUGUUCGGCCUGCAGCCUUUUGCUGCCUUCUCCUUCACCACAGCCUACGGGGACGAGAUCCACAUUGCUUCGCCCAAAAAGAAAAAUAGAAGAGAACCGGACAACGUCGGCACCUUGCAAACGGUCAGGCAAGUCUACACAGCCGCCCUUGAGUCAGCAACGGAAAAGGUUUCACCGCUCAUGUCGCAGAUGGACGAAACCAAGGACACUCUAGACGUAUGAAGUGCAAAUAUGUCUGGGUCGGGAAGGUUGCGAGACUUGUCCUGCAGGUUCUCCAUGAUGACCCAUAAGGUCUGGAAUGCGGGACCCAGCAUGACAGAUUCUGUGAGGUCUCUGUCAUGCCUGUCCGGUACGAGAAACCCCCUCUCGACCACUGACUUGGUCAAAAGCAGACAGCUUUUGGCAAUCAUGCAACACAGAUUUUUGCAUAAUUCAGCUUUAGCGCGACAAGUCUGGAUUGAUCCAGGCCCAGACGUAUUUGCGAUGCAUAAGACGGGUCGAUGAACAACAUCGGUAUUGGCUUCGGUGCGUAUGAUUUGCAAAUAUGUCUGGGUCUGGAAGGAUGCAGGUUGUGAUGCUGUCUUUGAGUUCGAAAAAAAUCUGUAUUGCAUGACCAGCAAGUGCUAUACUAGGAGGUCAUUUGUUUCUCAUGCGGGAUAGGCAUCAGGGAGCCCUCUAAAAAUCUGCCAUGCUAGGUCAUGCAUUACAGGCAUCACCAUCAGGGGACGUGAAAAAUAUGCAUGACAAACCUGGCUUUCUUCCAGACCCAAACACAUUUGCAUUUGAUACUUCGUGGAUUACUGCAAUGCUCACCAACGUCGCAGAGGCGAUUAGCCACCAUUUCCGUUCGAGCUCCAUGUUCACCAACAUGUCGUCGUGGCGGAGCAGCAGCGGCGACAGCACUACCAGUCGUGCGGCUUCUAAUCUUCUCGACGGCGCGCAAGCAGGACCAGGAGCAAUGGAUCGAAAUGUUAUCAAAUGUGAAAAUGUCUGGGUCUGGAAGAGUGCAUGUUUGUCAUGCUUGUCUGGCAUGACUCUCAAAUCUGUCAUGCACGUUACCCAAGAGCGCCACUUUUCUGUCAUGCAGAAACGCAGUUUGUCAUGCAGAAUAGGCAACACCUAGAAGCUCAGAAACUUGUCAUGCUGAGCCAGCACUUGUGAUCUCCUCAUGAUACGCCACGCAGCAUCUUCACAAGUUCCCAGACCCAGACAUUUUUGCAUUUGAUAAAUGUGAUAUGGGAACAAUUGUCAACGGCCGUCGUAUCCACUCCAAACGACAGUUCUCGCUUGGUCAGGGAGGUCGUUCUUGAAAAAAACGAAGUACAAUUUUCAAACUAUGCUUCGACCGUGUAGCUGCACCAGCUAGUACUUCGACAGUGGUGUCAUCAUUGAAAAGAGAAGAAGUGCAACGCAUGCCAAGAUGAAAAAUGUAAUUUUGCUCCUUCCGGGUGCUAAAAUUAAAUAGAAUACAACUAUGGUCGUGAAGCCUCGACAGCACACUUCCACGCCCUUAUCAUUGUUUAAAAAACCUUUGUGAAAGAACACAACGUUUCAACAUGACUACUGACCCUGAGGACUACAUACUUGCGUUCUUGCAUAAAUCGAGCAACGGGACAAAAUUGUCGAGGAAAACGCAGCGGCGAUCCGGCUGUGGACCGAGCAAAUUUGGGACGAGUCGCGAAAAGGAUUGGAUUGUAAAGUUCCCGGCCCCUUUAUGGGAGUGCCAGAAUCGAAAUUGACAAAAUGGAAAAAUUUGUGAUGCACAAAAUCGAUGUCAGUUGGCGCCUCAGGUUUCAAGUGUCGCAUGACAAAUUUCGGGAGCACCAAAAUCCAGUCUGUCAUGCUGUUUGGGGAAAGAAGACUGCUCCUGUCAUGCUACUCUCGCAGCGUAUUUUAUACCCCCAAACAGGCUUACAAUCGGCCUCUUAUUUUGCCUGUUCCCCAAUACAGGCCUUCCGUGCCCUAGAUUUUACGCAUCACAAAUUUUUUGAUUUUGCGAAUUUCGAUUCUGACACAUCCAUACCCUUGCCGAACGGCGGCGCCGAACUGGCAGGCGAAACCUGCUUGAGCACGCAGAUUCGCGGCCCACUGUACUACCUGAACACCUUCUUCUCAAAGGACUACGGGAAAAGCCUCACGGGUGUCGCUGAGACAAAUCAAAAGGAAUCCGGAAGAAGCACCCGGAGAACAAGCUUAUCGUCGCGGUGAUGGUAAAUCAAGACUGAAAUAACCGGGGAAGGAAUACAAAAAUCUAUGACUUGUAAUACAGCUAACAAGUUGUACAGAACAAAAAUGAAAAGCCUGCAGCUGCCUACAAGCCUGUCUCAGUAGUGUCUCAGUAGUGAGCCUAAGAUAUUACACGACCAACAAAAAUUAAUAUUAGCUUUCUUGCUUCUUGUUGUGCCUAUGGUAUGCUUGCUACAGAAACGGUCUCGAGUGACAAGCCGUGCGCUCCAACAUCUUCAGAAAACUAUAAACUCUUGUCUUUACUCCUAAAGUACUAGUUUCAAAAUUUAUCUAUCACGUUCUUCUUGCUACGCAACAGCACCUGCAUUUGAAAGAAAAUGGGUCUACUCUCUUCUACACGUUGUUCUCUUGAUCGUUGUUUCAGUACAUAGUUAUAAACUUUCGCUUCUGGUGUAUGUUUCGAUUUGACAAUAUACUUAAAAAUGCACACUGCCCUUGUAAGGAAUUAAUAUUAAAAUUAAGUGGGUAAUGAAAAAUGAGGGAUGCCAAAAAGCAUUUCAAAAACAUCGCGUGUACCCUUCGUAGUUCCUGGAGGUAUGUCCAAGUGCAACGCGUCAUUAAAAAUCACAAAAAGAAGUAUAAGCACGACUACCUGCAACUGUAUAUACGAUACUGCCGCCGACCUGUAUCCGUACCAGGCUCUUGUUUCGAGGAAAGUUGAUUGGGAUUAAUGGCCUACA